Caenorhabditis elegans is the source of this 652-nucleotide messenger RNA. RefSeq names its product Beta-ketoacyl synthase-like N-terminal domain-containing protein (gene F32H2.6). The transcript has 3 exons. The coding region runs from base 12 to 575 and encodes 187 amino acids. Gene Ontology annotation, molecular function: acyltransferase activity. The record is from RefSeq and is marked reviewed. NCBI's taxonomy places the organism in Eukaryota, Metazoa, Nematoda, Chromadorea, Rhabditida, Rhabditidae.
UUUCGGAUAACAUGGAUCCCAAACGUUGGUGGGAGAAGCAGGAAGAUAUCGUAAUAUCAAAAGAUCAAAUUCCAAGAUGCGAUAAUAAAGAAGUCAAAAUGUUCGGUGGCAUGCUUCUUGCCUGCGAUGACGUGGUGACCGAAGAUCAACUCAGUUGGGCUCCAGGAUUUACAGAUCUACCAAAAAAACGGGGAAAGAAAAAAGAUUUGAACAAAUUCGACGCUGGUAUCCUUCCCGGUACUUCAAAACAAAAUAAUCCUAUGGAUCCACAAGUCCGACUACUUCUCGAAGCUUCUUGGGAGGCAAUGGUUGAUGCAGGCAUAAAUCCCAGAGGCCUUCGUGGAUCCCAAAUAGGAGAUUUUGAUGAAUGUGCAACUCCAGGAACAUCUGGAACGCAAAAACAAAAUCCCGUGACUGAAAUGGGGUGCAUAAUGUCGGAUACUGUGCCUUCUAUGUUCUCUAACCGUAUUUCAUACACAUUCGAUUUGCAAGGACCAUCUCAUUCGGCCGACAAGAUCAAUUUUUCAACAAAAAAAAGGAUGACAAAGCUUAGAAAUCGGAAUUCGAUCGUCUAGAAAAAUUUAAAUAAUUUCCUUUUAUUAAUUGAAAAAUAAAUGAAUUUGGAUGAAAAUAAAUUAUUUUAAAGUGUUAA